AUGAUGUCCAGUUUACACAUGAUAGAAGAAACACCAACUGAUACGUUCUCAUAUAUUUCCGGACAAGAAACAGACACAACGACAAAUACCGAGUUCACAUUAUAUCCAGAACAAACUUCUACUCCCUAUUCAUAUAAUCAAACGUUCAUCAUAACAUCUGACAGUACAAGUCCAUUAACACAAAAUAAUUCUACUUCACCUUCAACAACUUCUACUCCAGCAUCAACAACAAAUUAUGUUGUGAUUGUCGCUUCAAGUAUUGCUGGUGGUGUUGUAUUUAUAGGUAUAGUACUAAGCAGUGUAUAUUAUGUCAGAGUAAUUCGGCCCGAUCGUGUGAGAAAAGUAAAACCAGUUGACGAUAUAAUGAUCGAAGAUUUAGGCAGAAAAGUGAAGAAUACAAUAACAGCGGUUGUCGUGUAA
This is a messenger RNA of Didymodactylos carnosus, 420 nucleotides long. NCBI's taxonomy places the organism in Eukaryota, Metazoa, Rotifera, Eurotatoria, Philodinida, Philodinidae. The record is from the annotation of a GenBank genome assembly.